AAAUCGAUACCGAUGAAAACAUACAAGUAUUAUUUCGCGCUAGUAAGAGGCGUACUAGUAGACGCGAAACCAUUCUGGUUCGGUUUCAGUGAAAUUGCUAUUUUUUUACCGCGUAACAAUUAAUCGGAACGUUUCGAGCAAUUAGCAAUUGCUUGCGCACCACAACGAAAACGAAUCGGUCGUUCGGCAGCCAACCGACCUUAAGGAUUAUCCACGCUUUCGACGGGUAUGCACGAGUACGGGAAAAACGGAAAGCCCAAAAGCGAUCGGAACCGAUGAUUAGCGGUCGGGCACAGACGUGUGUUACGCGCGGUACGGUGUUGCGAAUCAUCGAACGGUGUACGGACGCAACAGUCGUAGCCAGCCGUUGUCGCGGAUCGAACGCGAACGAUGAUCAGUGGCCGAAAAAAAGGUGAUCUACGGCCAUCCUGGUAAACGCUGGUGGCCCCGACGACGUGAGACGGCAAGGAUCGAAAUGUGCGCGAAACGGGGAAAUAAAUCACUAUCGACGGCGGUGUGUGGGAGAGAUCGGCGCGGCGGGGCGACUAAACGAGAGUGACAUGGUAGAGUUAGGAAAAAAAAAAAAAAAGAUCAUCGCGGAAAAAUUGAGAGAGAGAGAGAGAGAAUGAGAGAGAGAGAGCGAAAGAGAAUAGUUGAACAGUUGAAAUCAUCGCGCGGCGGAACGCGACGCGAAACACGACGCGAACGAUAUUUGUACGGGGCGGGAAAAAAAAAACGCGUCAACCGGUGAUGGCGUUCUUGCGACGCGUCGUGCUCCGAACGCGUGACCCGCGAGUCCGAGACGAGUAGGGGAGGUAAAAAAAACGGUCACGAUAAACGGCUCAGCGUUCGAGCACUCGACCGCCGCCGCCUCGACCGGCACUGGCGUCAGUGAGGCCGCAGAGAGCGUGGGCGUCGGUACUCGGUGUUUCGCGUCCGGUCGUGUGCAACGCGUUCCUAGCCGCCGUUCUCGACUACGAUUUUUAGUUUUCUAUUCCCACCCACCCCCGUCCACCCUCCCGCCCACCCGCCCGCGCCACGUGCAUCGAUCGCGGUCGUCAUGUCGUCGGUGAUCAACGUGCGGCUGAACGAGAAGAUGACGUUGAGGUUCGUCGAGCUGUACAGGGACCAGCGGCUGCUGUGGGACAAGGAGCACGAGGCGUACAACAAGCGCGUGGAACGGCUGCGGGCGUACCGGCGCAUAGCCGACGGCAUGGCCGUGGAGGGUCUGGGCGUGCCCGAGGUGGCCAGCAAGAUCAAGAACAUACGGUCCACGUACUUGCAGGAGCUGAAGAAGAUCAAGGACUCGGAGCAGCGGCUGCUCCAGCUGAAGCAGGAGCCCGGAGAGCAGGAGCACGAGCAGGAGGACGCCCCGUCGCCGUACGUGCCCAAGCUCUUGUGGUUCCCGAUAAUGGACUCGAUGAUCGGCGGCGCGGCCGUCAAACGCCUGUACUCGUCCCCGUCCGCCGCCGAGAUAUUGUCCGUCGAUUACGUGGAAGAAGAUUCCAGCAAUUACUUGUUUUACGCGGACAACGGCAGCGGUGACGAGGGAACGUCCACUGCGAUUAAAAGAUCGCACUCGAGCACCACAGAUUAUCCUCCGACGAAAAUAAUUCAUUACGAACAACAGCAAUCGUCGGCCGAGUUGUUUUCCAGGUACAUAAGCACAUCCCUGGAAAUGCUGCAACCACGAUUGGCCAUACAGGCCCAGAAAGAAAUGCACGACGUCCUGGUCAAGUACAAGCUGAUUGAAUACGAUCAAAGUCAACAGCGCUGAUGGUGCGUCGAGGACGGUUACACGUUCCCGGGCAUUCCGUCCGGAUACGUAUAUCCUGUCGACCCCGCUUCCCUUUACGACGCACGUUACGAAUUGCCACCGAUCGAUUUUACACAAGUCCCUUCUUUCGAGUUUCCUCAGUGAACACACCUAUGUGACAGCAAUAUCUAACGAUCGCCACCCCUCCCCCCUUACAUAAUUUGAUAUGUUUGCUACAUGUUUACCGGGAUAAAAUUAUAAAAAUUACUAAGAAUCUUGUAAUUUAUUAUUUAGAAUGAUAAC
This is a messenger RNA of Sipha flava (yellow sugarcane aphid), 2059 nucleotides long. RefSeq lists its product as uncharacterized. NCBI's taxonomy places the organism in Eukaryota, Metazoa, Arthropoda, Insecta, Hemiptera, Aphididae. Bases 1061 to 1777 code for a protein of 238 amino acids. The transcript is spliced from 2 exons. The record is from RefSeq and is a predicted model, not a curated record.